AUGGCGGAGACUUUCGCAUUCAACGCGGACAUCCAGCAGCUGAUGAGCUUGAUCAUCAACACCUUCUACUCCAACAAGGAGAUCUUCCUGCGUGAGCUCAUCUCCAACGCCUCGGAUGCUUUGGACAAGAUCCGCUACGAAUCGAUCACUGAUCCAGACAAGAUCGAGGCAACGUGGGGAAUCAUCCCGGACAAGACCAAUUCGACGUUGACCAUCGAAGACUCCGGCAUCGGCAUGACCAAGAAC
This is a messenger RNA of Symbiodinium sp. CCMP2456, 246 nucleotides long. NCBI's taxonomy places the organism in Eukaryota, Dinophyceae, Suessiales, Symbiodiniaceae. The record is from the annotation of a GenBank genome assembly.